AUGUUAGCAGUGGGUGUAGAGGAUGAGGAGUUGCAGGAUGCGCAUAGAUUGGAUGAAUUGGAUUACGAGUACAUGGACGAUGAAUUUCUUGGGGAUAGUGAAAGUUCUUUACUUCGAGAAUCAGAUGAAAGUAAAAAAGAUACGAAAGAUGUUGGGACUCUAUAUUUAAUAUGUCUGGCCAUUAGUACUGGAGGUUACCUCAUCUCCCUCGUUUGGCUCGUCGGCCCCCUCUCUGGCACCAUCGUUCAACCGUAUAUCGGCAUCUUAUCCGAUCGCUCUCAACAUCAUCUUGGUCGCCGCCGUCCCUUUAUCAUCAUUGGUACUGUCGCAAUCAUUAUCUGUAUCCUCGCACUUCCUUGGACAACCGAUCUUAUCACAUACCUCUUUACCCUGUUCGGCGGUUCCCCUUUCACUCGCGGUGCAGUGAUUUGUAAAGGUUGUAUGGCAGCAUCUUGGAUAUGGGCAUUGAAUAUUGCCAUUCAACCGGUUCAAGGAGGGCUUAGGGCAAUUAUCGUUGAUUGUGUUCCACCGAAACAACAAGUUAGAGCUUAUGCAUAUGCAAGUUCUGCUGCAGGAAUAGGGUCUAUUUUAGGAUAUACUGCUGGUUAUAUCUCUUUACCGAAAUAUCUACCAUGGCUUGGAGAUACGCAAUUGAAGGGACUUUGUCUCAUUGCUUCUGUGGCAUUAGGUCUUACUGUUGCAAUAACAUGUUUUGUGGCGAAAGAGAAACGCUUUGUUGAUUUGGAUUCAAGUCUGAAGAGACAAAGCCUUUUGGGGACUUUCCACGAAAUAGAAUAUACCCCGAUAUCCAAAAAGGCCACUCCACCACUCACGUUCCCCACCACCUCAACUCCCCACUCUAUUCGCCACGCAACAUUCAUCAUGAUUCUGUUUGCCCUCGUCGCACUCAUCUCGAACCUCACACUCCCUUUAUUAAUCUCCCCCUCCUCUUCCAGCUUCAAACACCAAAAACCCACCUUCCUCUCUCACCUUCAAAUCAAAUCCCUCACCCUCUCCCGCGUCUGGACACUCUCCCACCUUCUCACCACACUUCUCACCCUCUCCACCCUCCUAACCCCAACCUUCAUCUCCACCUCCAUCCUCAUCAUCUUCCUCGGUAUUUCCUGGGCCAUCACUUCUUGGAUACCUCUCGCCCUAAUAUCCACCCAAAUCUCCCGCUCCAAAUCCUACUUCACUCCCUCCGUCCCUCUUUCCCCAAUACCCCACCCCACCUCACCAUCACACAAGAGAAACAAAAACAAAGAGCCACUGCAAGCAGGCACAAUAAUGGGUCUCUAUAACAUCGCAAUCGCUCUCCCGCAAAUCAUUGCUGCGAUACAGGGGAGUUUGGUUUUUUGGGUGUUAGGAGAGGUGGGGGUUGUGGGGACGGAGGCGAUGGGGUGGGUGAUUAGGUUGGGGUGUUUAGGGAGUAUGAUUGCGGCUUGGUUGGCUGAUUCUUUAUAA
Molecule: messenger RNA, 1464 nt
Organism: Sclerotinia borealis F-4128
Lineage: Eukaryota; Fungi; Ascomycota; Leotiomycetes; Helotiales; Sclerotiniaceae
Source: the annotation of a GenBank genome assembly